Oncorhynchus gorbuscha (pink salmon) is the source of this 2870-nucleotide messenger RNA. RefSeq names its product fibrinogen beta chain-like. Lineage: Eukaryota; Metazoa; Chordata; Actinopteri; Salmoniformes; Salmonidae. Gene Ontology annotation, biological process: blood coagulation; platelet activation; protein polymerization. The coding region runs from base 71 to 1534 and encodes 487 amino acids. The record is from RefSeq and is a predicted model, not a curated record. The transcript is spliced from 11 exons. Gene Ontology annotation, cellular component: fibrinogen complex. Gene Ontology annotation, molecular function: signaling receptor binding.
UCCUCCACUGAAAUCAGUUCACCUUCAAAGGCAGAAACUUUUCUUUGAGACGCCAUCAUCUAACGCCAACAUGAAGUGGCUACUGCUGCUCUGCCUGUGUGUCUACGCUGUGCGUUGUCAAGACGAUUAUGACGAAUAUGACCUGGGGGACAAAACAGAUCCCAAAAAAGUGGUAGACCCUCGCAGCCACCGUCCCUUGUCCAGAGGGAGUGAGACCUACUCCCCCGUCCGCAACAACCCCCCUCCCGUCAGCGGCGGCAGCCAAUACCGUGGGCGACCCACGGCGGCUCCCGUCAGAAGCGUGGCGGCGCAGGAGAAGGAUGAGCAACCGGAGGCUGGAGGGUGUACACAUGCCUCAGAACAAAUGGGGGUGCUGUGUCCUACUGGAUGUGAGCUGAAGACGGCCAUGCUGAAACAAGAGAGGAACGUGAAAGAUGAAGUGAAGAGGAUGCAGAAAGAUGUUGAUGAACUGUCGAGAUCCUCUAACACCAUCUAUAACUACGUAGACGGCAUGUCCUCAGCGCUGAGAGAGAGACAACUAGUCAGCAACGAGAAUGGAGACCUGGUGAGUCAAUACACGAACAGUCUGGAGGGUCAGCAUGCCUUUGCAAAGGAGGCUAUAGACACAGUCUUCCCUUCUAACAUUAGGAUUCUUCAAGGGGUCCUUGAGAAGAUCCGGUUGAAGAUUCAGAGAGUGGAGAAGGCUAUCCUGGCCCAGAGGGAAGAAUGCAAGGAGCCGUGCACUGUCUCCUGCCCCAUACCUGUUGUCUCUGGUAAGGAGUGUGAGGACAUCUUCAGGAAAGGAGGAAGGGAUUCUGGGAUGUAUCUGAUCCAGCCUGACUCCUUCUACCAGCCCUACAAGGUCUACUGUGACCAGACCACACAGAAAGGAGGCUGGACCACUAUCCAGAACAGGAAGGAUGGUUCUGUGGACUUUGGCCGGCGUUGGGACAACUACCGCAGUGGUUUCGGAAACAUCGCCUUCAACGUUGGAAAGGGACAUUGCAACACUCCAGGGGAGUACUGGUUGGGUAACGACCGCAUCAGUCAGCUGACCAAGCAGGGACCCACUGAGGUCCUCAUGGAGAUGGAGGAUUGGUCCGGGAACAAGGUCCACGCCCAGUACAGAAAGUUUACUAUACAGGGCGAGACGUCCAACUACAUAUUGGCGAUCGAUGGGUAUUCAGGAACGGCCGGUAACGUGAUGCUGGACGGAGCUACGACGUUGUUUGGAGAGAACCGGACCAUGACCAUCCACAAUGGAAUGAUGUUCAGCACCUACGACAGAGACAACGAUAACUGGACUCCAGGUGACCCGUCCAAGCAGUGUUCCCGUGAGGACGGCGGUGGUUGGUGGUACAACAGGUGUCACUCAGCCAAUCCAAACGGCCGUUACUACUGGGGCGGGGCUUACACCCGGUACAUGGCAAAACACGGGACGGAUGACGGCAUGGUGUGGAUGAACUGGAAGGGAUCCUGGUACUCUCUCAAAGCCAUCAGCAUGAAGAUCAGGCCCUACUUCGCCUCGCGGUAGACACACACAGGGACACACACAGACACACACACACAGACACACACAGAGACACACACAGAGACACCGAGAGACACACAGAGACACACCGAGAGACACACAGAGACACACCGAGAGACACCGGAAGUGACCUUUAGCUGAAUCAGGUCAAAAACAAAGGUUUGCACCCCUUUCGGGUAACCAGGACGAUUCAACUUUCACCCUACAAGGUCCGUAGCUGACUUUCUGUUCUACCUGAUAAUUAACUGCACCCACCUGGUAGUCUCAGGUCUAAAUCAGCCCCUGAUUUAGAGGGGAACACCUGGUAGUCCCAGGUCUAAAUCAGCCCCUGAUUUAGAAGGGGAACACCUGGUAGUCCCAGGUCUAAAUCAGCCCCUGAUUUAGAAGGGGAACACCUGGUAGUCCCAGGUCUAAAUCAGCCCCUGAUUUAGAAGGGGAACACCUGGUAGUCCCAGGUCUAAAUCAGCCCCUGAUAUAGAGGGGAACACCUGGUAGUCUCAGGUCUAAAUCAGCCCCUGAUUUAGAAGGGGAACACCUGGUAGUCUCAGGUCUAAAUCAGCCCCUGAUUUAGAAGGGGAACACCUGGUAGUCUCAGGUCUAAAUCAGCCCCUGAUUUAGAAGGGGAACACCUGGUAGUCUCAGGUCUAAAUCAGCCCCUGAUUUAGAAGGGGAACACCUGGUAGUCCCAGGUCUAAAUCAGCCCCUGAUAUAGAGGGGAACACCUGGUAGUCCCAGGUCUAAAUCAGCCCCUGAUGUAGAAGGGGAACACCUGGUAGUCCCAGGUCUAAAUCAGCCCCUGAUUUAGAAGGGGAACACCUGGUAGUCUCAGGUCUAAAUCAGCCCCUGAUUUAGAAGGGGAACACCUGGUAGUCCCAGGUCUAAAUCAGCCCCUGAUGUAGAAGGGGAACACCUGGUAGUCCCAGGUCUAAAUCAGCCCCUGAUUUAGAGCGGAACACUGAAAACAAGGUACUGGCUUGGAGGCUCUCUACGUUCGUACUGUAUGUGAGAGCCAACAGAGAUCAGCACUCAGUUUCCCCCAAUGUGUCAUAAUCAUAAUCUGAUCUAAAUCUCUGAAACACUAAAGGAAACGUAUAAUGACUUCAAUAGGGGCUUUUUUUUUUUAAACACUACAGAGGAACAAAUGGUGCAUGACGCAAGAGGAAAAGAGAGAGAAAAGCAAAAUGUCGUUGUUUCAAGGUUGAACAGAGAAAAGUCAAGUAAAAAGAGGAGUUUAAAAAGAAGAUUUUUAAAAAACAUGUGUUGUCGCUGUGUGAUGUGAUGAUGAUGUGUGUGUUGUUGUCCCUUACGUUACUCAAUAAAAACAUAUUGUGGAACUUAA